Rubroshorea leprosula is the source of this 1598-nucleotide messenger RNA. The record is from the annotation of a GenBank genome assembly. NCBI's taxonomy places the organism in Eukaryota, Viridiplantae, Streptophyta, Magnoliopsida, Malvales, Dipterocarpaceae.
AUACUUAUCUCCUUUCUCUUAUCCACAAUACACAUCAAAGCGAGACGAUUCCGGGUACGUUUGCUAAAAAAAUUCUCACAUCCAGAUUAAUUUUUCUAUUUUUAGUACCCGCAAGUAGAAGUCUAAAUAAUUCACAAUCCACAAUUUUAUCUGUCUCAUUAAUUUUCGGGGCAAGUUUUGUUCUUGCAAGCUCAAUUCAAAUCCUAUAUUUAAAGUUGUUUUCUGUCUCUUUCUCUCCACAGAAAAUUUUUUUUUUUCGUUUAACACCAUUGCUGUGAAUUGGGAUGGCCAUUUUUCUCUAAACCAAUAUCUGAUUUCUGGAUAACAGUUGGGUUUUCUACUUCUCCUUCGGUUUACUGGGUUUUCCUUUCAUUUGUUUGUUUUACUUUUUUUGUUUUUGUAUGGAUUUUCAGAAUGGAGGCUAAGCUAUCAUCUGAUGGAUCAAAAUCUUUUGAACUUGGGGAUGUUGAAUGUUUGAAAGAGGUUGGGUAUGGGAAUUAUGGGUGUUCACAUUAUAGAAGGAGAUGUAAGAUCAGAGCACCAUGCUGCAAUGAGAUAUUUGAUUGCCGACAUUGCCAUAAUGAGGCAAAGAAUUCUAUGGACACAGACCCUCUUGAUCGUCAUGAUAUUCCACGCCAUGAAGUUCAAAAGGUGAUUUGCUCCCUCUGUGACACAGAACAAGAUGUACAACAAUGCUGCAUUAACUGUGGAGUUUGCAUGGGGAAGUAUUUCUGUGGAAAAUGCAAAUUCUUCGAUGACAAUGUUUCAAAAAAUCAAUACCACUGUGAUGAAUGUGGAAUAUGCAGAACUGGAGGCGAGGAAAACUUUUUCCAUUGUAACAAAUGUGGUUGUUGCUAUUCGAAAUUGAUGAAGGAUGCACACCAUUGUGUGCAGAGAGCAAUGCACCAUAACUGCCCAGUUUGCUUGGAGUUUCUGUUUGACACAAUGAAGGAUGUAACUGUCUUAGCUUGUGCGCACACCAUACAUUUGGAAUGUCUUGAAGAGAUGCAGCAACAUUACCGGUAUUCUUGCCCAGUUUGCUCAAAGUCCAUCAGAGAUAUGACAAAUGUCUGGAGAAUGCUUGAUCGAGAGAUUACUUCAAAUCCAAUGCCUGCAGUAUACCAAAAUAAGAUGGUGUGGAUUCUUUGCAAUGACUGUGGAGCAAAUUCCCAUGUAAAUUUUCAUACAAUUGCUCACAAAUGCCUGAAUUGCAACUCCUACAAUACGAGACAGACCCGAGGAGGACCUACAGCAUCUUGCUCAUCAGGGAUGGCUGAGACGGUGCUAUGAAGGUGAUCUCUGGGUUUGACCAAAAAGGUCUGAGAUGAACUAAACUAUACUCUUUUUCCAUAAUUGGAAUUGUAAUAUAAAAUAAGAUGUAAAAACAGUGGCAGGAAACAACUCAUGUUUUAGAAUUGUUUCCAAUCAAAUGCUUUGCCAAAUAAAUUAAUUAAAUAAUGUCUUUGUAAAUAUUUAUUGUAUUAGAGACAAGGGGCAAAUCUUUGCUUUAGCAAAGCAAAAGAGAAAAGUUCAUGUAUCAACAUUCUGUUGUAUUUUUUUUUUUAAUAUUGAUUGCACAAUGAAAGGUAAUCAUCUCA